AUGUAUUACUCAUCGGAAAUUGGUGCUUUUAUAAAAGAAAUUGAUGAUAAAAUUCUUCAAUAUUCCACAGCUUUGCAGGGAAAUUUGACCUUAAAUGAAGAUUGCUCUCAUGAUUUUCAAUCCUGGUGUCAAAUGCACAACCUCAUGCCUGGUUACGCUUACUCGGCAUUUAAGUAUGGAGAAUUCCAUCCCAUCAUCCAAAAUCUGUCAAUCUUUAAAAUAAGGUGUUGGCUAGUAUCUCGGAUUAUUUUCGAAGCCAAUAAUGUUUGCAACGAAAUCGGAAAGGAGUGGCAAAAUCAAGGGAUCACUUUAAAGUUUUGGCUGAAUAAAAUCUUGAGCUCUAUUGCCAGGUAUCUAAAUGAUCCUUUACUGACGCAAGGAUUUGUUCAACCUAACUACGAAUACGAAGACAUGGACGAUUUUACAAACUAUAUGCAGCCAGAUUAUCCUAAAUCGGAAAGUACCAGCACAAUGGAUAUUAUAAUGGGUUCCGAGCCUAUCGCCGAUAUGGAUGAAUUAUCUGUUUGCAGAUUUACAAUUAUGAUUAAAUUGUCGUUGAUGUACCUACGAUUGCUUGAAACCAUGCCGCGCAAUAUAUCCGAAAAUUUGGCUAAUUAUCAGCAGGGUCUGCAAGAACAUGAAGUCACAGCUAUAAUGAGCGAUAUUGAAGUGAUGCCAAGAUUGAUUGAAGAGCUGCUCCCAAAAAUUGAUGAACUGUACAUGGAGAUGUUAGAUGUCUAUGAUUUAAAAAGUCACGAAGAAAUUUGGAUCAAGCUCAAACAAUGGAAGCGAAAUACUCGGAACAUUGAGUCAGCAUCGGCCUUAUUUUCUCUAAAACCGGUUAUGCAGGAGCUAAUUGAAAUAAAAAAUAGUAUGAUUAAUAGGCUGCGAUACGAUGCGGAUAUAAUGCAAAUUGCUGAUGAAACUAUCAAUAUGCUGCAAGUCUUUCAAAAUCGGCUGUUGCCAGUUCAAGAUCUCAUAAACAAAAUAUCAAUGAUAAGGAUUGAAAUCUGUGAUCUGCAUAAUAAUUUACUUUCCAAAUCGUUUUUCGUUAUAAUUCAUUGCUAUCGCGCCCCUAAAUCCAACGGAAAUAUUAAAUGUCAUUUGGUGUUACGAUGUGUUGCAAAAUAUCUUUUACGCUGUAUAUAUUGCUCAUACAAUGAUCAAUAUCUUAUUUAG
Messenger RNA from Trichoplax adhaerens, 1179 nucleotides. RefSeq lists its product as uncharacterized. The coding region runs from base 1 to 1179 and encodes 392 amino acids. Lineage: Eukaryota; Metazoa; Placozoa; Uniplacotomia; Trichoplacea; Trichoplacidae. The transcript is spliced from 11 exons. The record is from RefSeq and is a predicted model, not a curated record.